Nomascus leucogenys (northern white-cheeked gibbon) is the source of this 3003-nucleotide messenger RNA. RefSeq names its product sodium channel and clathrin linker 1 (gene SCLT1). The coding region runs from base 523 to 2523 and encodes 666 amino acids. Gene Ontology annotation, cellular component: centriole. The transcript is spliced from 20 exons. Gene Ontology annotation, biological process: cilium assembly; clustering of voltage-gated sodium channels. NCBI's taxonomy places the organism in Eukaryota, Metazoa, Chordata, Mammalia, Primates, Hylobatidae. The record is from RefSeq and is a predicted model, not a curated record.
ACGCAAGCGGCGCCACCGUCUCCAAGGAGUGGUCCGGGGCACCGGUUUCAAAGUCGCAGGGCGGGCCGAGUGGACUUCCGCUACUGGCCUGGGGCUUCCCAGCCGUCUUGGCGUCGUCCUCUCCAACCCCCGCCGCUCCGCGUAGAACGCAGCUCUCAGGCUGCCUUCCAGUUCCUGCGGCACUCUCCUAGGUGGCCCGACGAGACCCAGAGUGACCCGCGGGACGCCUGUAUCGACCGCGUCCUCUUCCCACCAGGGUGGGAUUCGGUUGAACGUGGAGCAGAAUUCACUUGGCGCGUCCCCAGCAAUCUUCAGUCUCUCACCAGGGUCAGGGACUCGUCUGGGGCGCGGGGGAAGGAAGCGUGGCGGGGCUGUAGAUGCCGCGUGAGCAGGAUGCAGAUUGCACCGCUGGAGCGCUUGACAACCAACCGAGCGUUGGCUUAGUUUUGUUUUCCCGCACAGCAAGCUCUCUUUCAGAGGAAGGUAAAGGUGGUGAAAGCUCCAAACUAAAAUUGUAUCGAAAUGGCUACAGAAAUCGACUUUCUGAGAGAGCAAAAUCGAAGACUAAAUGAAGAUUUUAGGCGGUAUCAAAUGGAAAAUUUUUCCAAAUAUUCAUCUGUACAGAAAGCUGUCUGCCAAGGAGAAGGAGACGACACACUUGAAAACCUAGUAUUUGACCAAAGCUUUUUAGCUCCUCUUAUUACUGAGUAUGAUAAACACCUAGGAGAACUAAAUGGGCAGCUGAAAUAUUAUCAGAAACAGGUGGGUGAGAUGAAACUACAACUUGAAAAUGUCAUCAAGGAAAAUGAAAGGUUGCACAGUGAAUUAAAAGAUGCUGUUGAAAAAAAAUUGGAGGCCUUUCCCCUUGGCACAGAGAUAGGAACUGAUACAUAUGCAGAUGAUGAAACAGUCAGAAACCUUCAAGAACAAUUGCAGCUAGCCAAUCAAGAAAAAACUCAGGCUGUGGAACUCUGGCAGACUGUUUCUCAGGAGUUGGACAGACUACACAAGCUUUACCAGGAACAUAUGACUGAGGCCCAGAUUCAUGUAUUUGAAAGUCAAAAACAGAAGACUAACCAACAGUUUCUGAAAACAGUAACUGAACAAAGUGUGAUAAUCGAACAACUCCGAAAAAAACUUAGGCAAGCCAAAUUAGAGCUGAGAGUUGCUGUAGCAAAAGUGGAAGAGUUAACUAAUGUGACUGAAGAUCUGCAGGGACAGAUGAAAAAGAAGGAGAAGGAUGUGGUGUCUGCCCAUGGAAGAGAGGAAGCAUCAGAUAGGCGCUUACAGCAGUUACAGUCUAGUAUAAAACAAUUAGAAAUAAGAUUAUGUGUGACAAUCCAAGAAGCCAACCAAUUAAGAACAGAAAAUACACAUCUGGAAAAACAGACCAGAGAGCUACAAGCAAAGUGCAAUGAAUUAGAAAAUGAGAGAUACGAGGCUAUUAUAAGAGCCAGAAAUAGCAUGCAACUCUUAGAAGAAGCUAACCUUCAAAAAAGUCAGGCUCUACUUGAGGAGAAGCAAAAAGAAGAAGACAUAGAGAAAAUGAAAGAGACAGUUUCUCGUUUUGUACAAGAUGCUACCAUAAGAACCAAGAAAGAAGUUGCAAACACCAAAAAACAAUGUAAUAUACAAAUUUCUCGAUUAACAGAAGAACUUUCAGCCCUUCAAAUGGAGUGUGCUGAAAAACAAGGCCAAAUUGAACGAGUCAUUAAGGAAAAAAAAGCAGUGGAAGAAGAACUAGAAAAGAUUUACCGUGAAGGCAGAGGAAAUGAGAGUGAUUCCAGAAAACUGGAAGAAAUGCACCAAAGAUUCCUGGUUUCAGAGCGUUCAAAAGAUGAUCUUCAGCUAAGACUUACGAGAGCAGAAAAUAGAAUAAAACAACUUGAAAUUGACUCCUCAGAAGAAAUAUCACGUUACCAAGAAAUGAUUCAGAAACUUCAAAAUGUAUUGGAGUCUGAGAGAGAGAACUGUGGGCUUGUCAGUGAACAAAGGCUAAAACUUCAGCAAGAAAAUAAACAGUUACGGAAAGAGACUGAGAGUUUAAGGAAGAUUGCCCUGGAGGCUCAAAAAAAAGCCAAAGUAAAGAUCAGUACAAUGGAACAUGAAUUUUCAAUAAAGGAACAUGGGUUUGAAGUGCAAUUGAGAGAGAUGGAAGACAGUAAUAGAAAUUCCAUUGUUGAACUGAGGCAUCUCCUAGCGACUCAACAGAAGGCAGCCAAUAGGUGGAAAGAAGAAACGAAGAAACUUACUGAAAGUGCAGAAAUUAGAAUCAAUAAUCUAAAGAGUGAGCUGAGUCGACAGAAACUUCAUACCCAAGAGCUGCUUUCUCAGCUGGAAAUGGCAAAUGAAAAGGUAGUUGAGAAUGAAAAGCUAAUUCUAGAGCAUCAAGAAAAAGCCAACAGACUUCAAAGGCGUCUAAGUCAAGCAGAAGAGAGAGCUGCUUCAGCUUCCCAGCAGCUCAGUGUGAUUACAGUGCAGAGAAGAAAAGCAGCCUCCCUGAUGAAUCUGGAAAAUAUUUAAAAAUAUUCAUAGUUCACUCACAGAACUUUAGAGUUGGGAAAGCAGUUGGACUAGAAGUGUAUUGAAAUGGUAAAGCCUGCAAAGUAUAAUUGUUAAGGCUUGUGUUAUUUUGCGUAAGCAUUGUUGUUCUGUUUUAAGGGUUAUUGGAAAACAGAGCAGUGACCACUUCCUGUAAGUAAAGAAAAUAUAAUCCUAUAUUGAGCUUCAGUGGAGAAUAAACCAGCUGAGAAGAACUCAUUGCCUUCAUCAACGUGUCUGUUUUUUAAUUCCUCUUUUUUCCCUUGAAAGGACAUAAUAAUUUUCAAACUAUGCAAAUUUCUAUUUCAUAAGAGUUUUUAAGAAGAUUCUAGAAUUUAAUAUUUCGGUUUCCAAGAUGUGAGAAUUUUACAUCUAAUUGUUACUUCUAACUCAUUUUUAAAGUUCCUAAGUAUCCAUUUUAUUAUGAACUCAUAAAUGUAAUAAAUUGUGCAUUUUCUAAAA